Messenger RNA from Cryptomeria japonica (Japanese cedar), 924 nucleotides. RefSeq lists its product as uncharacterized. Bases 150 to 731 code for a protein of 193 amino acids. Lineage: Eukaryota; Viridiplantae; Streptophyta; Pinopsida; Cupressales; Cupressaceae. The record is from RefSeq and is a predicted model, not a curated record. The transcript is spliced from 4 exons.
CGGCACACGUCUAUUUAUAGAUAAUCAGUUCUACAGAUUUCAGUACUCUGCUUCAUUCAUCUUCUCUGUCAUAGAAAUACCAAAAGAAACAAACAAACAAACAGACAGACCAGAAAGAAAGAAAGAAAGAAAGAGCACAGUGACAAAAGAUGGCUUCAUCCAUGAUAAUUAAGCUCGCAGUCAUUGCCUUCACAUCAGCUAUCAGCCUGCAAUGUGUUCUGGGUGUCCUGACUUGUGAGGAGUUGCCUCUUCAGCUCUGUGCAUUUUCUGUUUCAUCGUCAGGAGCACGGUGUGUUCUUGAGAAAUCUAUCUUGAGGGACGGCAGAGCCCAAUACCAGUGUCUGACAUCAGAGGUGAUGGUAGAAAAGAUAAGUGAAUGGAUUGAAACAGAAGAAUGUUUAAACAACUGUGGGCUUGACAGAAUGGUAGUGGGAAUGUCCAGUGAUAAUUUAAUGGAGUACAGAUUUACCAGCAAACUGUGCUCUCCACAGUGUUAUAACACUUGCCACAACAUUGUGAAUCUCUACUUCAAUCUUGCUGCUGGAGAAGGUGUGUACUUGCCUAGCCUGUGCAAAGCUCACAGAAGUGGGUCCCGGCGCAUGGUAAGCGAAGUUUUGAAUGGAGAACAGUCAAGUAUUACAGCUGAAUCAUUCAACUUUGCUUCUCCUCCUUCUUCUUCUUCCACCAUGGACAUCACAACCGCCAUUCCUGUGGCUUCUCGAGUUCCAUAGACUAUAAAGCAAAGUUUUUCUUUCAAAUAGUUUAUAUGAUAGCUUUCUAGUUACAUGGCCCUGUACAAUUAAAUCCUGUGUAUGGAUACUUCCACAUCAAUUAUUAUGGCCCAUAACCAGUUUAAUUGUUUAAAAGGAUUUAUACCCUCUGAAGAAUUUUUAUUUUAUUUUAUUUGUGGGAGAUUAUAUAGUG